This is a messenger RNA of Penicilliopsis zonata CBS 506.65, 2628 nucleotides long. RefSeq lists its product as hypothetical. The transcript is spliced from 3 exons. The coding region runs from base 1 to 2628 and encodes 875 amino acids. NCBI's taxonomy places the organism in Eukaryota, Fungi, Ascomycota, Eurotiomycetes, Eurotiales, Aspergillaceae. The record is from RefSeq and is a predicted model, not a curated record. Gene Ontology annotation, cellular component: endoplasmic reticulum; Golgi apparatus.
AUGGCACAGAAACCCCCGGCGCAGAAGCCCAAAUGGGGCAUGGGCUCCUUUCUGCAGCAGGCUGUUGCGGGCGUCGAGUCGCGGUUGGACCUGAUUCUGGCGGACCCAGAGGAUCUACCCUCGUCGAAGCCCGUGACAGCAGAGAAGAGUCUGGGGGAGAGUGGAGCUCGUCAGCUCGAGGUUCUACAGGCGGUGUCACGAAGUUCCUCCAACGCGCGGAAAAAUGACCGUUUACAAGAGCGUCUUGCCCGAGCAAUGGUCAAGUCAAAUGCUUCGGGAACCCUCGCCGGGCAGUCGUCUUCGAGCCGCAUGUCAUCCCCGAUCAUCAGCCCGGCGCCAAGCAGCGAUGCAAGGUCUAGCAUGGAUAUCGAGCCUGCGUUAGAUGCGGCCGCCGUGGACGUUGAGGAUCGCAUGCAGAACCGGGCUUCCCUUGAUGAGGCGCCCAGAGCCAGCUUUGACUCGAAGCACUCAAAGGAUGUGAGCGAGAUGGCGGAGGGGGACUCCUCAAAUAAGGAUGCACUUGACGGCACGGCUGUUGCUAAAGACACCGAAAACCCCCAGAGUUUGGAACUAGACUCCGAGAAGGCUAUUGAAGUGGAAGAGGCACAAAUAAUGGUGGACGAUACUCCACAGGUGACAAAUGAUUCCGGAGCAACGAUCGCACUCGCCGAGCACCAGGCAGCCGAAUUGCGAUGGCAAGAAGAGAUGCACGGCUAUAUUGAACGUAUCGACGCCUUGCAGUCUAAACUAAAGUAUCUUGCCAAAGAAGCUGCCGAAUCGGCGAACCAGGCGGCGGCCUCGGCUGCUCCGGGGAGUGUUGAAAAACGGCUACUGGAAAAGGAUCAGAGGAUCGCGCUGCUGCUUGAAGAAGGACAGAAACUCUCCAAAUCCGAGCUGGACCACCGCACGGCACUCAAGAAGCUCCGUCACCAGCUGUCUGAGAACAACAAGGCCCAGGCAGAAACCAGAAAACAUAGCGACCGGCUUGAACGAGAUCUCGCGAUCGCCGAAGCGAAAACGAAACGAACCGAAGCAUCAGAGAAACGUGCGAGCGAUGCCCUGAACUCCCAGAAUAAGGCACUGCGAGAAUUGGACUUGGUUACUGCGGAGCGGGACACUCUGAGCCAGACCGUGCAGGAGAUGAAGGCUCAGCUCGCUCGCGCUGUCUCGCGCGCCGAGGCGGCAGAGGUCAAGGCCCAGUCAGACGCGCUAGAACAGGAACGUCGUCGGGUUGCACAGUUGGAGGAGAACCUAACUAGCGCGAAUAUAGAACGGGAGAUCUCUGAGGAGAAGAUGCGGCGUGAGAUCGAAGACCUGAAGAAGAGCGUGGAACAGGAGAAGGAAAAGGCUCGGAUGCAGGAGAUGGAGCUGAAAAGCGAGCAGGCCGUGCUUGAGAGCAAGAUGGAAAGUUUGCGGUCCAGGGCGGAGGAGGCCUCGUCCGGUGUUGCCGGAGACACACAAGCCAAGCUGCUCCGACAGAUCGAGACUUUACAAACGCAGUAUGCGGUCGCGAGUGAGAACUGGCAGACGCUGGAAAGUUCGCUCAUGUCUCGGCUGUCAAACGUGGAAAGGGAACGGGAUGAGGUUGCACGGCGCGAGGGUGAUUUGAGACGAAAGCUACGUGAAACGAACCUCAAAGCCAAGAGGGUAGGAGAAGAUUUGGAAUCUGCCCGAGAGCGCCAGCAAGAGCUGGAGAGUCGCAUUGAGCUCCACCAACAGGAAAUCCAGAAGCUGGAGCAGCGGCUCCAGAGAGCCGCGGACGACCUCGUGGGAGCCCAGAAAGAUCUGGUAGAGCAGAAGAAAGCGUGCGAUGCUUCAUGGGCCCAACGGCUAGAUGACGAGCGCGCGAAAUGGCGGGAGCAGAUGGCCUCCCAUUCCCUCCACCAGGUCCGAACCGAGUCGCCCGUCUCAUAUACGCGCCGGCCCAGCUAUCUGGACACCACAUCCCUGUCAGACUACCGGUCUGCCAGCCACCGUUCCUCGUCAGUGGCGCCGCCGGCAACCUUAACGUCCCCGGACGUGAUGACUCCGCCGCGGCAGAACUCGUAUCCCACGCUGUCGCUUGUCUCCCCGUCGAUGAGCCAUCCGCUGUCUAAUCCGACGAUCAUGGAGCCGCCGCAGCCACCGAAUUUUGAACCGGACGAGUUCUUCAGCGGCCCCGCGACCCCGGCGACUCAUUCCGUCUUUGGUGCCACGACGCAAACGGUCCAUUCGCGCGGCGGCCACAGCGGCGGAGCAGGCGGCAGCAGCAACGUAGGCAUCAAUGACAUAAUCUCCGAGUCGACGGUAGGUGCCGGCCCGUCGGUGCAGCUGGUGGAGCGGAUGAGCGCGACCGUGCGGCGGCUGGAGAGCGAGCGGACGGCGCUGAAGGACGAGUUGGCGCGGGUGACGGCGCAGCGUGACGAGGCGCGGCAGCAAGUUGUCGAUUUCAUGCGCGAGGUUGAAGCCAAGACGGCAUCCGAUGCGCAUGUCGCUGACCUCGAGGCCCGUCUGCAGGAGCUGGACCAGCGGUAUCAGACCACCCUCGAGAUGCUGGGCGAGAAGAGCGAGCAGGUCGAGGAGCUGCAUGCUGAUAUCGCCGAUCUGAAGAAGAUCUACCGCGAGCUGGUCGACAGCACCAUGAAGUAA